AUGGCUCUACUUGGAAAGAUGAAUAUCAAUGGCUCAGUUUACAUUAACGGCAUUGCUGUUCACAAAAGCUUGGGCUUUCACAACGCGAUCACUCCUUGA
Molecule: messenger RNA, 99 nt
Organism: Parastagonospora nodorum SN15
Lineage: Eukaryota; Fungi; Ascomycota; Dothideomycetes; Pleosporales; Phaeosphaeriaceae
Exons: 2
Coding region: 1-99 (32 amino acids)
Source: RefSeq, a predicted model, not a curated record